Molecule: messenger RNA, 5485 nt
Organism: Amoebophrya sp. A120
Lineage: Eukaryota; Dinophyceae; Syndiniales; Amoebophryaceae
Source: the annotation of a GenBank genome assembly
GAACGGUCCGAGAUCUUCACGUAGAAGAUGACUGCGAUCAUGUUCGUUUCUGGCUCAUUGACCAAGCCUAGGAUCUUGUAUUUCAUGAGCUCGAAAGAGAAAGACCUCUACUUGCUGAGGUGCUUGUCAUGAAAGGGCGUCGGAGUGGGCUGAUCCGAUGACAGGCUGCUGAUCGUCCGUUCUGGAAGCUAGAAGUUGUGAGGCCACCAGUUGGCGCUUCUAAGGAAACAGACGUUGCCUCGCUAGCAGAUGUUGACAACUGCUGGACACCAAUAGAUACUGAGUUUUGCUGUUUAGCAGACAUUCACAUUUCGCCGCAAAAAUCUCUUCCACAGUGCCCUGACAGUUACAGUGCCUUGCUUACGUAGUAGAAGACAGGUUCUUAACUUUCAGGUCGAUGAAGGUGACAAGUUUUACAUUUCAAAGUACUUCUACUUUCGCUUUCCGUAUAGAAAUAGAAGAACGAACACGAAGUAAAAGGAAGACGGUCACGCACUCGAAGUUAGUCGAUAGAGCUGACGAGUUGGAUAUACGUACCUAACUAUACACGCAAUCCAAGAAGGGGAGCACUACAUCAACACCAAGUAGACCCGUAGAUCUCAGGACGAUAUCAGAAAUAAAUUUUCACAAGAACACUAUUCUUCUCAAGACGCGUGUAUUUUUCCCUCCCUCUUUCUCCAGAAUUGUCGAUACACACCGCCCGUACUAGAAAGAUCAGACAGCAGUACCUACCCUUUAGAUCAUCUUCAGCCAUUGACGACUACCCUUCCCGUCCUAAGCAUCUGAAUCUGGUACUUAUGACUAGGAAAAUAAAUCUCGACGUAUAAUGGAUACAACGCACAUGAGUUAUUUGUAUUUCUAAAGCGCUAAACAACUAGUCAGAAUCAAAUACAAAUUAUCAAUCGAAUUUCUUUUUCUUCUUUACUGUACAUUUAUUAAUUUGUUUCCAAGAAAACUAAAACUAAAACAAGAUGGGAAGUAGAUUUGAUUACCUUUUCGACGAGGCCAACCAGGACAUUGAGCGCGCCAUCGCCUUGUCCCUGCAAGACCAACAAGAAGCCGCGCGCUAUCAAAUGCAAAAAUGUCUGGGUUUGGAAGAGUCAUGCUGUUUUUGCAUGACACAGAAGGUCUGGCAUGGAAGCUCUAGCAUCACAGGUUUCGAGAAGCUUCCGCAAUGUCGAACCCGCAUGACAAAUGCCCCACUUUGGUGACAGAGAGCGGGCAGCUUUUGCUACCUAUGCAUGAGAGAUUUUUCUGUGUUCUGAAAUGCGCAUCACAGUUUGGUAUUCUUCCAGACCCAGACAUAUUUGGGAUCCAUACGCGCCAGGCCUCUACAACUACUACCCCGCCUAGUACAACUGGUGACCAACACCAGCAACGGUCAACACUGGGCGAAGGAGUACUACAAGCUGCACAAGAACCUCCCGGGGGCGAAGAAGAUAACUCCUCUUCCUCUACAAACCCGGGCGGAAACAGGAUCGACGAUCAUACCAUGAUUUCUACCGGUCAUCAACAUCAGCACCACACCGAGAUUCUGAUCCCGCCUACGGUAGAGGAGGAUGAGGAAUUCCAACGUGCGCUGGAGGAAUCCCGCUUGCUCUAUGCGCAAGAGGAGUUGUCCCGCCGGCAGAUGGAAGUGCUAGACCACGAGCAGCAGCUCCCGAGCAGCUCGAGUGCCGCCACACUUUCCGCCGGGAGUAGUACUGGUGAUCUUGCCCCUCGCGCAUCACAAAGAACGGAGCCCGCUUCCUUCCCCGCCCUAGCACUCCCCCAGAUCAGCAACCGACGCGCCAGGGUGCCUUCCUCGACCUCCUCUGUUUCGGUUAUUACACCCCCAGCGCUUAUCGGUGGUCACCUUUCAGCGGCGAGUAUCAGGACGAUGCCCAGCACCCCUGCCGCAAUCGCCCGAAACUGCAGUAACCGUAACAUUAUCGAUCCAACCGGCUUCAGGGUGCAGAUCCUGGUGAAGCAAGACGGCUCCCCGGAGUGGCGCCCCUUGCGCAGCGACAAGCAUGAGGUAGACGCAACAGGCAGCAUUUCUUCGUUCCGGGUCCUAUGCAUUGCAAAAGUAUCGUACUCGUAUAAAUGCAUAUACAAAUUUCCUUGGCAUGAGAAACAAAAUUUGUAAUGCGGAUUUGAUUUAACAAGAAAAUUUGUAAUGCAUGACUGCAAUACGAGUACAGUACGAUACUUUUGCACAGGAUAGGUCCACGCGCGGGACAACACGGUUUACCAGAUCCGCUGCUUUUCCGAAAUUGUGAAAGCGGUGGUGACCUGCCAUGUCGAUGGGCAGUCUGUGCUGCUCAAAGAGUCCUAUGAAUUGCAAAAGCAUCGUGGUACUAGUAGUAAUUGCAUUACAAAUUAGCUCAGCAUGACAACUGUCAUGCCGUUCUACCUUAACAUGGAGAUUUGUAAUGCAUAAUUGCGAUGAGUACAAGUGCGAUACUGUUGCACAGGAUAAAUCCGACUUUCUCCCGAUUUACGCGCCGGACAAACCGAAACUGAUCCCGGGCUUUGACACCUUCAUGGUGCAUGACAAGAACACCGGCAGCCGGACGACACAGUACCGCGAAUUUGUUUUCAAGCUUGGUGAUAAUCUUCAAGACAAUAGUUCUAUCCUGUGCAAAAGUAUCGUACUCGUAUUGCAAUCAUGCAUUACAAAUUUUUUUCUCAAGGUAAAACAGCAUUACAAAUUUUAUUUCUCAUGCUGAGGGAAUUUGUCAUGCAUUUAUACGAAUACGAUACUUUUGCAGUUCAUAAGCUCUCGCUCUCGGAGGUCCCCCACGGGUUUGGACGAUGGUAUUACAACAGCAGGUCCGAGAGUCACGACUCCCAUGGCAGGAGGAGCUCCAGUUCCUCCUGGACCCUCGAUUAUUGUCAACUUCUACGAGCUGAUCGAGGAAUGUCAAUAUUACGUGGAUGCCGGGUUCCACGGGGGUGGCGGCGGAGGCAAGAAUAAACAGGGAGGCUGCAGCAUCCAAACGGUCUCCCGGGAGCUCUCGGACCAGUCAUUCCCGCCUAGCCCCUUCAACAACAACAGUAACAACAUGCUCGGAAUUGGAAAUGCAAAUAGAAAUACCACUGGUAAAAAGAAGGAAAAGCACAUUAAAAGCGCGAAAAAAUCGAAGCGCGGAGAUGUUGACAAAAAUGGUCCACCAGGUGACUACGGAAUAAACCAGGACGCCACUUCCAGUCAUCUCCGCACGGGAUUGGGGGACAUGAUGGAGCACACGCGGGGAGGAAAUGAUAGUAAUAAAGGUGGUGGGAAGGGCAACAAAGGUUUUAUUGGGAAAAACGGAAAAAUGAUGAUGAAGAACAACAAGAUUUCUCGCGGCCGGUUGCUGCACACGGUCGUCGUCACCGCGCAGAAAGAAGUGCUGUUCUGGCAUCGACAGCUGUUUCUAUGCAUUGCAAGAGCAUCGUACUAGUAGAAAUCGCAUUACAAAUUCGGUCCGCAUGAGAAAUAGAAUUUGUCAUGCUGUUUCACCUUGGGAUGGAGAUUUGUAAUGCAUGACUGCGAUUACUACGAAUGCGAUACUUUUGCACAGGACAGUUUCUCUACGAAGACAAUGUUGGUUUGGGGCAGAUCCCGGCGCCGGUCUUACCCCCGUUGAGAGAAGUGGGUCGCUCGCCUGCUUCUUUCUCCUCUUCUUCUCAAGCAGAAGAUCCAACGACCGACGCGGGCCGGCUGGUAAUUGUGAUUGACGCAGCCAAUGUGGCCAGAUACGACGAUGGAAUUUGUAGUAGUAGUAGUGCAACUCUAGCUUCACCGGCGAGGGAAUCUUCUGCGACUGGUACCAGCGCAGCAGGAGGACACACUUCCGCUGCUGCCGCUGCAUCGGGUAGUUCCAGUGGCAGUGCAGACGGCCGGGAGGUUAUUGACUUGACCGGCGAAGCAGGAACAGGAGGAGAACGGGGUGAUGUUAUUGAUCUUACCGGGGAACAAACGGGAGGCAACUCUGCUGCUGAUCAACGUCGAAUCAACGUUAAUGUUUCCCCGACUUCCAGUGCUACCAACAGCCCCGGGCAACGUCAUGGAGAUGGAUCAUCUCCCUCACAGAACCACCUUCCUCCGUUCCAACCGGAAAAGCUCCGGAAGAUGGUGCAGUUUUUCCAAGAGUUACUGAUCAAGAACUUUUCCGAAAAUCGCAUCAACUUAACAACCACCGCCCACAUCGUCAUCGGUUGCGCCGCGGGGGACAUGCCGGGGUUGGAAUUAGGCAAAUUGCGGACCUUUUUCAACAACGUUGCAGACCGGACGAGUAGUCACCACGUGUGCGCGCUGAAAUUCCGAUGCGCGGAGUACGGGGCUGGGAUAUGAAUUGCAAAAGUAAUAUCGUACUCGUACUAAUCGCACUUCUGCAUUACAAAUCUAGUUGCCGAGGUAAAUCCGCAUUACAAAUUUAAUGUGUAAUGCUGAGCGAAUUGGUAUUGGAAUUUCAAUUUGUAAUGCAAUUCAAACUAGUACGACUACGAUACUUUUGCACCGGAUAUGGGAGCCAGAAUGUCGAUCGGGUUUUGUUGGAAGAAGCGUUACGGCCGGAUAUUUGCGGGUGUUUGGUCAGCAACGAUAAGUUAUGCAUUGCAAAAGUAUCGUACUCGUAUAAAUGCAUUACAAAUUUCCUCAGCAUGAGAAAUGAAAUUUGUAAUGCAGAUUUUGAUUUGCCUUAAGAAGGAGAUUUGUAAUGCAUGACUGCAAUACCCUUACCAGUACGAUACUUUUGCACAGGAUAUAAGUUCGAGGAUCACGUGAACAACCGGGUUGUUUCGGGGAGUAUGGUGGAGAAAAUCCGGGUGGAAUUUGGAUUUUUUCAGCAAACGGAGUUGCUCGUCUACGCCCCUAACUUUUGGGAGGAGCACAUGAAUAAAGGAGGAGAUCUGGAUCGCGAGGAACACUUGAUCGAUUUCUUGGCGGAGAAGCUGACGCCGACGAGCUACACUUUAGGAGGCCGGUGAGAUGACAACACUAGCGUCCACGAACUGAUGCUAGGCGGAUAAAAGCAAGACUAGUACUGCCGAGCUUAGAGUAACAAGGCGGGUAGAAGAGCACGACUACUGCUCCAAGGGGAGUAGGCUUACCCGUCAGAGAACCUGAGCUACACUCUAGGUCCGACGAGCAACUACUACACUCUGCGAGGACACAGCUCACUUUAUAUGUACUAGUACGGAUGAUUUGAUCUCGUGAUGUUGAUAGUAGAAAUUGAAAUUGCUGCAGUAGCAAAUAGCUGUUGCGGUUGUGUCGAUACUAAAGAAACAGCAUGAAGACAGUAUCAGCCUUAUCCUUCCUGCGAGCUGAAAAUAAUAUAACGAGAACAAGUGCCUAGCACAGCUGUAGAUACACAUUGCGUUUCUCUUUAUAUUUUUAGUCAGUUGCGAAAAAUCCGAACGGAUUACGGACAAGAAAGAGGACUGCUUCACUCGAAAUCAAUUUUUUUCUAAACGUAAAAAAAUCAUUCUUUCACUACAGAAAAAAAUACAUAACGAC